Molecule: messenger RNA, 1632 nt
Organism: Engraulis encrasicolus (European anchovy)
Lineage: Eukaryota; Metazoa; Chordata; Actinopteri; Clupeiformes; Engraulidae
Exons: 4
Coding region: 20-1555 (511 amino acids)
Source: RefSeq, a predicted model, not a curated record
GUUUUACUCCAGAAGAAAAAUGAAACGUUGCGCUUAUGGGGUGUGCAAUUCUGACACACGAUAUCCAAAAAGGCUGGAGGGAGGGGUUAAAUUUUAUCCUUUCCCGAAACCAAAGACCCAGAGAGAGAAAUGCCUGCUGUGGAUCAAACAAUGCGGACGACCCCCCCAUCAGCUGAAUGUCAGCAAGAUAAAAAGUAGCACCUACGUUUGUUCCAAGCAUUUUGUUGAUGGGCAACCCACACCUGAACACCCAAAUCCAGUCGCAGCUAUACCGGUGCCUGUGUCUAGGAGGGAGAAUCUCGGUGGAUGUCAAAAACCACCUGCUGAAAGGGUAAGGGGAGAGGGCUCAAACUCCACCAGCAAAACAGCAAAACUGCAACAGCAAAAUGCCGUGGAACUAAGUGCUACCAACACCACCACCAGUGACCCUGAGGAACAAAGUGAUCAUGAAGCACAUCCCACUACUGACCAUGGCGAGGACCUUCAGAUGUUGAGGGACAUGGUGGCCACUCAGAAGGCUGAGAUAACCAAGCUAGCACUACAACUACAGGAAAAGGGUGUCCAGCUCGAACAACUUAAAAGCAAACUCCAGUCACACACUACUUUGGGGUUAACUCCAGAGUCUGUACAGGAAAGUGAUGUGGCAGGUUAUUUCCAGUACUGCACUGGAUUCACCUAUGACCAGUUUAAUACUUUGUGUGAGUUCUUCAACAUUCCAAAUGAUCCAAGUACACCACAAACUCAUAUUCCAUUGACCUAUCCAAAACACAGUGGCAAUCCAGACCUUCCUUUGCGUAGUCAGCUGUUAUUGACACUGAUGACAUUCAGACAAGGGUAUGGUUGCAAGGAUUUAGCAUUCAGGUUCCACAUCACUUUACCGAGUGUGAGCACAAUAUUUAACACCUGGGUAGACUACAUGUAUUGUGCUCUUGGCCAGCUGUCUACUUGGCCACACAGAGAUGUGAUUUCUGAUAACAUGCCAGCCCAGUUCAAACAAGACUUUCCGAAUACGUUUGCCAUUUUGGAUUGUACCAAGCUAAAGAUCGAAAGACCAAGUUCAUUGGUGUUACAGAGUCAGACAUUCUCCUCGUACAAAUCUACCAACACACUGAAGUCUCUAGUGGCCUGUGAUCCACGUGGGUCAGUCAUGUUUGUUUCUGCCCUAUUCACUGGUACCAUAUCUGACAAAGACAUCUUCAACCAGUGUAAUAUAGUGCAACUACUUAAGGGCUGCAUUGAGGGUGGGUAUCUUCACAGGGGGGAUGGUUUGAUGGUGGAUAAAGGAUUCCUCAUUCAGAAGGAGGUUGAGGAACUUGGGCUCCAACUCAAUACACCCCCAUUCGCCAGAGCAGACAGGCAGAUGCCACAUGGAGAUGUCGAGAUAACGAGGGAAAUAGCCAGGCAUAGAGUUCAUGUAGAACGUGCCAUUGCCAAGAUCAAAAAGUUCAAAAUGGUGUCUGACAGAAUCCCUAUUAAUUGCCUUCACAAUAUUAAUCAGAUCUGGUUUGUCGUCAGUAUGCUGUCCAACUUCCAGCCUCACAUCAUCAGUGAAUGACAUGAUCCAUCCUGUAUAUGUAUUAUGUAUGAAUUGUGAUACGUUAUGUAUUGAUUAUUUUGUUAUUGUGUAUUAAA